AUGGCUCGCUCGAAGUCAAGCAGUGGUCGCCGUGGUGGCAACCGUCGUCGUGGCCGUCGUGGCAGCUCCAGCUCUGCCUCGUCCGCUUACCAGGACGGCUAUGAGGGGGAAACCGAAGAACAGCUGCUGGAGAAGCCUCGUCGCUACCAGACCCCGUACACCGCCUUUGUGAAGUCCUCCUGGGCUGAGCACCGCACCGCCAACCCGGAGACCAAGUUCGACAAGGAGACCUUCAAGGCCUUCACCGCCAGCAUCGUCGCCAAGUGGAAGGGCAUGAGCGAGGAGGAGAAGCUGCCCUUUGAAGAGAAGUCUGCUGUGGAGCGCGCCCGCUACCAGGAGCUGAUGGUCGCCUACAAGGCGCAGCAGCUGGAGCUGAAAAAGAACACCCCGAAGCGCCCGCUCGGCUCGUACAUGCUCUUCGCCGCUGACGAGCGCGAGAAGGUCCGCGAGGAGCUGGGCGGCUCUGCCGCUAAGGUGGUGGACAUCGCCAAGGAGCUGGGCCGUCGCUGGGUGGCCCUCGAUGCUGUUCGCAAGGAGGAGUACAAGGCGAAGGCUGCCCUGGCUCGAGCCGAGUACUACGGGGCACGUGACGUGGCUGGCUCCUCCGAGAACGAGCAGGAAGAUGAGGGGCAGUUGAGCUCUUACAGCGAGGAAGAGGAGGAGGCUCAGGUGGAAGGGAAGAAGAAGAGCAGUGAUGGCAGUCGCCGUUCACUCUCUUCCAACUCGUACUCCUACUCUUCUGGCGAGUCCAGCGAGUACAGUGAGGACGAUGAGGACUACUGA
Rhagoletis zephyria (snowberry fruit fly) is the source of this 783-nucleotide messenger RNA. The record is from RefSeq and is a predicted model, not a curated record. NCBI's taxonomy places the organism in Eukaryota, Metazoa, Arthropoda, Insecta, Diptera, Tephritidae.